Molecule: messenger RNA, 850 nt
Organism: Hansenula anomala
Lineage: Eukaryota; Fungi; Ascomycota; Saccharomycetes; Phaffomycetales; Wickerhamomycetaceae
Exons: 2
Coding region: 7-561 (184 amino acids)
Source: RefSeq, a predicted model, not a curated record
UGAAAGAUGGCUCCUAAAUUUGAAAUAAUUGACUCAGAUCCUCAUUUUGGCCGUGUCAUCAAGUACUUUAGAUUAUCAGACUAUGGGGCAUGGGCAAUAGGUACCGUUGGUAUGCCUGGUUUAUUCACUGCCCUUGAAUAUUUCGAUCAUAAUAAUGGCCGUGCAUUCACUAAACCAAAUGGUGGUGUAUUAAGAGUAACAACUUUAUUAGGUUUUAUUGGUGGAUUUUUCAUUGCUUAUAAUAGAUCAACUAAAAGAUUUUGGGGGAUUUCUGAAAAUUCAAGAGAAGUGCAAAAGGAUAGAUAUGAAAUCAAAUCAAAAUUGAGUAAAGGUGAACCAUUAUUUGGUAAUUCAACUUUAACUCCUUGGUUACAAGGUGUUGCUUCAAGAAAUUCUAAAAAUUCUCAAUUGAAUUUACAUUUAAUUCCAUGGUUUAACCUUGUUAGCCAUAAUAAUCAUGAUAUUGAUUUGAAAAAAUAUUAUGAAGUUAGAGAAGGUGAAGAAGCUUGGGGUUUCAAAUUACCACCUUUUGAAGAAUUGAAACAACCAACAUCUGUUUAGGUUAAUCCCAUCAAAUAGGGAGAACUCUUAUUUAUUAUUUAUUUAUUUAUUGAACCGCCACCAUACUUAUUAACCAUCUAUUUAUUACUUAUUUAUUACACUUCAAUUAACAAAUAUUGAACAAGUUAAUUUGUAGGUGCUAAAAUUCCGAGUCGUGAUUACAUAAGAUUUUUUUUCAUGUCCAGAAAUUACAUCAAGAUCUUGAACAUUUGAGUCAAAACCAAAAGCUCAUUUCAUUAAAAACCAUCUACAAAUUAGAGAUCCCUGGAGGAGACCAAACAAAACCCAC